AUGACGGAGUCGGUCCAGUACGAGGCCGCACCAACCCUUGAACCUCAGGAUAAACCAUCGACAUGGGCGACCGCGUACUUUGAGCAGCGUAAAAGCCGUCGCGCCAAGCAGAAGCAAGGAGGCCGGAAGAUCGGGCUGCAAGUAAUCGGCGCCGUUCUCGCCGUCACGGGGCGAAUUGUCUUGGCUCCGCUGCUCGUUCUGCUCAUCUUCACGAGCACCAACUACAUGAACGGCGCCGCGUUCUUCAUCGAGUCCAAGGACAGCUACUUCGCCUUCAACGAGCGCGACCUCGUCAUGACCGGGGGCUGCACGGGCUGCCACAUCCCGUGUCGACGGGCCAUGUUCCUGCUCAACACGUUCAACCACGAGGCGCUCAAGAGCAAGCCCAUGUUCGAAGACCUGUACACUGCGACAACCUGGGACUACAGCGUGCUCAGCGCCGAAGCGUUGGCGCUGGGCGACGCCCUUGACGCCAACGGCGCGAUCUGCACCGGAGGCGUGAACGAAUGGGGCUCCCCCAAUACAGUCGUCACCACCUCCGCAGAGGAGCUUCUACAGGUCAUUAUCGUCUUGAACCUUUCGGUAGCACCGCAAAUGAUCGCGGAACUCGAGAAAGGAGUCGAGUUGAAGGACGAGUGCACGACCAAGUGGGCCAUCAUCGCGCUGAUUCACCUGUUCCAGUUCCAGACCGUCAAGGACAGCGCCGACUACUCGUCCAUCCCGGCGGCCGACUUCAACGUCUUCCCCGAGUACACUGAGUGCCGGCCGCUUGUGUCGAACGACAACAUCGUCGGCUCCAAGCUCGCGCUCAGCACCAACGGAGAAGAUCUACUCGCAGUGGUGCCGGAUCUACUGAAGCAGUUCCCCUACGGCUUUGACAGCAGCUUACCGGCCGUGUCGCGCGUGAUGGUAGCGCACAACACUUACCACCCAGCCAAGACCGUGAUCCAACCGCUGUUCCGCGCGUACUACGCUGGCUGUCGAGUGCGGGAAGUCAACACCACGGGCGUGUACAUUGAAGAGAGCUGCACUGCCGUCAAGCGCUGGGAGACGUACGGCCUCAUGAUCCAGUCGCCCGACGACAUCCCAGUGUGCAGUACGACGAACGUCUGCGUGCACAACUACUACAACUCGCUCUGGGAGUGGAUCAGUGAAGUAGAUUCCAGCGUCGAGGGGCGGGUGUCCGAGUACAUCAACGUGUUCCGCAACCGAUACGCGGACACGGUCGCGUUGAGCGUUCUACCAGGGAUGGUCAUGGUGCAAAUGCUGCUCAUGGGGGUCAUCAGUCUGUACCAGAUCAUGUCCCACAAGCGCUCGGUGCUGUUGACGCAGAUCUGGGCGUACCGCUGCCAGAACGGCCGCAUGCAGGUGCUUUACCUGGCUCAGGUCACCUACCACUUGGCCUUCAGCUCGGAUCUGUACUACCUGGGGCUGGCCACCGGCACGUUGACGGUCGAAUCGGUGGCCAACCUCACCUUUGGCUUCUUCGUCUUCUCGUACACGUACAUCAACCUGCUUAAAGCUCGCUCCGGGGAGCAGCAGCUGGAUCGCCACUUCCGACUGACCUGGGAGACCAUGCAGAUUAUUAUCACGCCGUGUGUGGCCACGUUGCUGCUGUCCGUGAGGGAGACGUCGCUCUCGUUCUUCGUCGACUGGAACGGAGAAUUGUUGCGCAAGACAACCGCGCGCGGGGCCAAAUACUGCAAACUCAAUGACUCGUGCAUCCUCAUGAACGUCAACUUGGCCGUCGUAGUGCUGGUCAUCUCGACGGUGUUGGGGCUCAUCGCCUUCGCGACGUCCUUUAUCAUCCAGAAGCGCAGUAAACACUGGGAGAACAUCCAGAGUUUCGCGUCCUCGGUGUCCAGCCGCACUGCCUCGUUGUACGCCACCAAGCCUGUUCUUCUCCAUGAGCUGACGUCGUUCGAGCAGCACUGUCUCGGUUGCCCCUUCACGAAACUCUUCAAAGACUGCGACGACUUCGCGUACAUGACGUUCAUGGGCAAGCGCUGCACGACCGUCGAGGCCUUGCUUCUCACGGGCUACCUCUUCUACGGCCAGAACAUCUACCAGGCCGGGUCUGUGGUGCUGCUGCUCAUGGCGCGGCUGAUCCCUCGCAAGUUCUUGCGGACGUUCAACGUGAUCCUCAUCCGCUGGCACAUGGACCCGGAGGACGGCUCACUCACCCACGCGCUGUCCUGCACGUGGUUCCACGCUAGCAACGAGAACUACAAACUGUCGGAAGCCACACCAUUGUCGUGA
This is a messenger RNA of Phytophthora sojae, 2259 nucleotides long. RefSeq lists its product as hypothetical. The record is from RefSeq and is a predicted model, not a curated record. The coding region runs from base 1 to 2259 and encodes 752 amino acids. The transcript is spliced from 2 exons. NCBI's taxonomy places the organism in Eukaryota, Oomycota, Peronosporomycetes, Peronosporales, Peronosporaceae.